Molecule: messenger RNA, 858 nt
Organism: Mucor velutinosus
Lineage: Eukaryota; Fungi; Mucoromycota; Mucoromycetes; Mucorales; Mucoraceae
Exons: 1
Coding region: 1-858 (285 amino acids)
Molecular function (GO): protein binding
Source: RefSeq, a predicted model, not a curated record
AUGAAGAACGACAACUUUGAAGAAGAGCCUCCAAGCUAUGAUCAUGCAUUUCAAUCAAGCAUGGACCCGGAUAGCGAAGUGUACCGUCUUGGAAAAUACCACGAUGCUUCAUUCGACUCGUUUGAACGAGGUGAAAUGUUUAUUCAAGCAUUCUCGACACAAAUAGACGCUUUUCCCAUCAUGCAAGCUCAAGAAGUUGGGCAGAGAGGAUUUUUGAAUACGAUUCACAUUGAUACCAACGUUCAGAACAAUCAGCUAUUUAAGCACAUCAAAUCCAACCCACAGAGCCUUGCUUACGUCGUGGAACAGGCAGAUACUGUUCGCUUUUGGCCUGCAAUUCACCCCAAUUGUGGGCCUUUGGAAGAUUUUGAUGCGACCGCGUUAGCAUCACACCCAUUUUUAAAGAUUUCCGAGUAUAAAGGUCAAAACCAGUAUGAGAAUCAAACCAUGGCACAACACUAUUUUGAAAUCACGGUACAGCAAGCAGGUCCAGAUGUUGUAAUGGCCAUUGGUCUUUGCACAAGGCCUUACCCUAUCUUUCGCAUGCCAGGUUGGAACAAAUAUUCUGUUGGUUACCAUAGCGAUGAUGGGCAUAAAUUUUGUGAUGAUGCUACUGGUGGUCAGCCAUUUGGUCCUAGUUGGACAGUAGGUGAUACUGUUGGAUGCCUGUAUGCUCCUGAAACUGGCAAUGUUACAUAUACUCUCAAUGGUAUUGUCGUUGGACAGGCUUUCUCAGGUUUAGUCCGCCAUCACUACUUCCCGAGCGUAGGUGCUGAUGGGCCUGCGCAGCUUCAGGUUAAUUUCGGAAGACAACCCUUUAAAUAUCCCAUCGACAACUGGGCAGGACAAUACAUUUGA